Messenger RNA from Bolinopsis microptera, 688 nucleotides. RefSeq lists its product as uncharacterized. Bases 9 to 398 code for a protein of 129 amino acids. The transcript is spliced from 2 exons. Lineage: Eukaryota; Metazoa; Ctenophora; Tentaculata; Lobata; Bolinopsidae. The record is from RefSeq and is a predicted model, not a curated record.
GAUUGUCUAUGCCCAUAUUAGGAGAGAUGUCUUCUGUCCACGGCAUGUUCCGGGAGUUAGAAGAGGAGGUCUACCUUCCUAAGGAUGAGUACGAGCGGGUUAUGAGACUGCACGCUGCCUACCCGAUACCAGCUGUAAAGUUCGGUCUCAUCAAACCAAUCUGUACGGAUGAGAUCGAGGUUAGAGAGGAGGUCAUCACACCCCUUCCUGACGAUUUCACCACGCCACCACGUGGUGCACGUGGUAAAGUAAAGGCCUCGAACCGUGCCACCGCGACACCGUCCCCUUGUUUGUGGGAUGUGGGCAAUGUGGUGGAACUAACACCGGACAUCAUCAAGAUCACCGUCAGUGUAUCCGAGCUCAGAGACAGGAUCAAGAAUAUUAGUGCUAACAACUGAGUCACAAAAAUCAUGGGACUUUUCUCUUGUCGUAUUACAUACCUUUCUGCAUGGUACAUUGAUACAAAAUAUACAAUAUUCCAGAUCAAAUAAUUUGUCAGAUUGUUUAUAAAAUGUCGGGACUGUCACAAACUAAGUUUUUAUAUCAGAUUAUUAAGUUAUAUUAUUAAGUUAUAUUAUUAAGUUAUUAUAAGACGGAUAACAGGUCUUGUCUAGAUUUGUAAAUUUGAAACUGUAAAUAUUUCUGUAAUUUAUUGUAAAGAUUAACUUAUCUUCUGUUAUACAACAAA